GUGAGAGAGAGAGAGAGAGAGAAUGAGAGAGGGGUAAACAGAAUGAGAAGCUGUGAAGCCUGUGAAGAGUGGGGGGUGGGGGGGUCAGUGGGAGGAGGGAAACUCUGCUUCUCCUAAUAAAGCGAGCGUAUGUGAAAGGAGGUGCUGAGAAACACUAGAGUAAGCAGAGAGCUGUCGUACCAGAGAAAGACAGAGAGUGAGAGAGAGAGUGAGAGAGAGAGAGAGGGCCAGGAACAGAGACAAAUAAAAGAGAGAGAGAGGGGGAGAGAGCAGGGAGAAAGAAUAGAAAGAGCAUUGUGUUGUGGUGAUAGUGAGACCCAUGUCCGCACAAAGAGAGAUGAAAGAGAAGAACCCCUGGCACAAACCCCUGACCAUCCUAAUCACCGUGAUCGGCAUCGUAGCGAUCGUUGCCCUGGUAACAGUAGCGGUGGUGCAAAACAAGCCCCUCCACCCAAAGUAUAAGUAUGGUAUUGUACUGGACGCUGGCUCCUCCCAUACAGCUGUGUAUAUUUACAAGUGGCCUGCAGAGAAGGAUAACGACACGGGAAGAGUUGAACAGAUGACAUCCUGCAAAGUGAAAGGUCCAGGGAUCUCCAGUUAUAAUUCCGCCCCACACCAGGCAGGCGAGUCUCUGAAAGAGUGUAUGAGGAAGGCAGAGCACUUGGUGCCUAUUAACAGGCACCACGAGACCCCCCUCUACCUAGGAGCUACGGCCGGCAUGAGACUUCUCAAUAUGGAAGACACCUCUAUGUCUGACAAGGUGUUGAAGGCCGUGGGUGCAGCCUUGCAGGAGUUCCCCUUCUCCUACCAGGGAGCCAGGAUCCUCAGCGGCCAGGAGGAGGGAGCCUUCGGCUGGGUCACUGUCAACUACUUGAAUGACAGCCUUCUACAGGGCUUGCCUACCACAGGUGCCCUCGACCUUGGUGGAGCCUCCACUCAGAUCAGCUUUGUACCCGACCACCAGGACGGCUCUGAGUCACCAAAGAACUCAGUGACCUUCCGGCUUUACGGCAACGACUACAACCUGUACACUCACAGCUUCCUGUGUUACGGCAAAGACCAAGUGCUCCGACUGGCACUGGAACAGCAGAUUAAGUCAGGUCCAGGGGUGUUGACUGAUCCUUGUUUCCACCCGGGCUACAGUGAAACAAAAUCUUACGCCUUUCUCUAUGACAGUCCAUGUGUCUCCGACAAGAAACCCCUGUCGACUUCUCACGCGGGCUUCUUGCACAGCGGGAAAGGAAACUUCUCACAGUGCCAACAAGUGAUCAGGAGUGUUUUCAACUUCUCCCACUGCAGUUACAGCCGGUGCGCCUUCAAUGGGAUCUUCCAGCCACAUUUGCAGGGGUCUUUUGGUGCCUUCUCUGCGUACUACUUUGUGAUGAACUUCCUAAAUCUCACCGAUACCUCAGUUCCACUGGAAACCAUCAAGGAAAAACUUGCACAAUACUGCGCUACCCCUUGGUCACAGAUACUGCAGCAGCAUCCGAAAAUAAAGAUGAAGUAUCUGGCCGAGUACUGUUUCUCUGGCACGUACAUCCUCACCCUGCUGACCGAGGGAUUCCGCUUCACCUCGAAGACUUACCCAAACAUCGCCUUCGUCAAGGAGAUAAAAACAACAGAAGUUGGCUGGACGUUGGGCUACAUGCUGAACCUGACAAACAUGAUACCAGCAGAGGCUCCUGACACCCCCCUUCUGCCCCAUGCCGGCUACGUGACCUUCCUCACCAUCAUCUCACUGGUGCUGGUGGUCCUGUUUGCCAUCAGCCUGUGGGCCCUAUGGCCCUGCUGCUCCAAGGAACUGCAGAUCGUAUAAACACACUGUGAUGGAUGGAAUGUUGUCGGAUGAUGAGGCAGGUUUAGAGAGAGAGAGUGUGUGUGUGUGUGUAUGUGUGUGAAAUAUUGGUCCUGGAAGGAGAAAUCUGAGUCUUUGGUCACCCCUCUCCCACUGGGAACUCAUACUGCAGGUCAUCCAAAGUCAACAGCACGGCUGGCUCUUUCAGAGAAUCAGUGUCUUGCUAAUGGACACCUCAACUGGCAGCAACAGGAUGCCUACUGUCACAGGAAUCGAACCCAGGCCCUCCAAACAAGCAGUAGUCUCCUUACCUGUCAUUCCACUCUGCCCUGUGUGUGUGUGUGUGUGUGUGUGUGUGUGUGUGUGUGUGUGUGUGUGUGUGUGUGUGUGUGUGUGUGUGUGUGUGUGUGUGUGUGUGUGUGUGUGUACGUACAUGUUUGUUGUGCAUUGGAGUGUUUCUGUGCGUUUCAAAAUGUGUCCGCAUGUAUGUUCUUGAAUUGUGAUGUGAAUAUCAUAUUAAAAAAGUAC
Lampris incognitus (smalleye Pacific opah) is the source of this 2323-nucleotide messenger RNA. RefSeq names its product ectonucleoside triphosphate diphosphohydrolase 1 (gene entpd1). Gene Ontology annotation, cellular component: plasma membrane. The record is from RefSeq and is a predicted model, not a curated record. Gene Ontology annotation, molecular function: UDP phosphatase activity; GDP phosphatase activity. Bases 320 to 1816 code for a protein of 498 amino acids. Gene Ontology annotation, biological process: nucleoside diphosphate catabolic process. The transcript has 10 exons. Lineage: Eukaryota; Metazoa; Chordata; Actinopteri; Lampriformes; Lampridae.